AUGACGUUUUUUGCUAGAGUAGUUAAUGGAGGAGUAUUACGAAAUAAUAACUUUCGGGUAAAUAAUACGUUUGUUACUUCAGUUCGUCAUUAUGCAGCUGAAACUUCAGCUUCCAAUAAUUUAAAACUUAGCUUUGCACUUCCUCAUCAGUUGAAACCAGGAAUAAUCGAAAUAACCGAAAAUCCGAAUAGUACGAAAAAAUAUUUUGUUAGUGGAGGAUUUGCGGUUAUGAAUAGUAAUUCUUCGCUUGAUAUUAAUGCCGUAGAAGCUUUUCCCUUAGAUGAUUUUUCAAUUGAAAACAUUGCUCGAGUUGAAAUCGACGUUUAUGAAGCACUUCAAAGUGCAAUAGGAAAAAGUUCAUGA
Messenger RNA from Diversispora eburnea, 363 nucleotides. The record is from the annotation of a GenBank genome assembly. NCBI's taxonomy places the organism in Eukaryota, Fungi, Glomeromycota, Glomeromycetes, Diversisporales, Diversisporaceae.